Molecule: messenger RNA, 12685 nt
Organism: Gasterosteus aculeatus aculeatus (three-spined stickleback)
Lineage: Eukaryota; Metazoa; Chordata; Actinopteri; Perciformes; Gasterosteidae
Gene: szt2
Product: SZT2 subunit of KICSTOR complex
Cellular component (GO): peroxisome
Source: RefSeq, a predicted model, not a curated record
GCCUGUCACCCUCGCGAAGAUGACCAUUCUCCACAAACACCAUGCGAACACCUGACAGACGAUAAACAAGUAUUUGGACGGAUUGUUUCCCUAAAAAAUACGUGAUUAUUCGUUGGCUGAGGCUCGCUAACAUCCCCGCUGUCCUUAUGCUAUACACGGCAUGGCGGAGAGACAGGACAACGAGGUGGAGGAGGCUGACCGAAUCUACCUGCUGAUGAAGGAGGAGUAUCGGAUCUCUAGGAAUGUGCGUCUGGCGUGGUUCCUUGGUAAACUUAACCAAGUCAUCUGGCCCGCAUCAAAGCCUGAAGUACUCAACUCAGAGAACGAAUUGGACUUGCUGAGCAUUUUACCCAAAGGAUGGCAGACGGAUUUCUCCCCGACCGUGUACCCCUAUAUGUUGGUGCCUUCCACCCGAGCCACCUUCCUUGCCCGGAGGUACCGCUUCAUCAUCGAGCUGGACCUCAGCCCCUCCACAGGGAUCGUGGAUGACAGCACAGGAGAGAUGAUCUUCGACGAGGUGUUCAAUGCCCUGUCCAGGUGUCUGGCCGGUCUGGCUCAGCCCUUCAAAGUGCCUGGAACUGAUCAGCCGUUCAAGCCCAAGAUCUUUGUCACCAUCUUGGCGUAUUCGUCCAUCAUUGGCCUCACUUCCCAUCAGGUUCUGGUUCAGGGCUGUCAGCUUGAUAAAACAGACCUGGUGGAGUUUCGGCUUCACAUCUACCAGCAGCUCAGAGCAGUGGAGAGCAACAUCGCCGAAGUCCUACAUCAGCAGCACGAACAGUCUUUGGAGGUAGUUCAAAGCUCCAGUGGCCAAAGCGACAUCCUGUUUGAGCAGCCUCACAGGAGACAGAGCAUUUCCAUGGUAUCUGCUGAUAUGGGACUGGUCAGCAUGGUGCGCCAGGGCAUCCUGGCUCUUCAGCUGCUGCCUCCAAACUCCAGCGCAGGUAUUAUUAUAAUCACAGAUGGGGUGACGAGUGUUCCUGAUGUGGCUGUAUGUGAAACUCUUCUGAACCAACUCAGGAGUGGAACCAUUGCUUGCUCCUUUGUGCAGGUCGGAGGUGCGUACUCCUACGAUUGCAGCUUCGGCUACAUCCCCAAUGUUGAGCUGAUGAAGUUCAUAUCAUUAGCCACCUUUGGCUCAUACUUGCCCAGCUGUCCUGAAGUGGAUCUGAAAAGCCAGGAUAUGAACACCUACCACAAGGCCUUCUUAACCUACUCCUUCCUUAAUACCUCAGUGUCCAUGAACUCCGAGAUCUUCUGUGUUUCCCAGCACAAACUGUUCAAUGAGCACCUGGUGUCAGCCAGCGGUAACCCAGCCCUGGUCAUGAGGAGGAAGAAGCACACAGAGAAGGAGGUCCAUGCUCAUUUAAUCAGCGUGGUGUCUGUCCGACUGAGAGAGGGCUACACCAUCAGAGAGAUCACCCUCACUAAAGGUGGGACUCAGCUGGAAGUAAAGCUGGUGCUGUUAUGGAAACACAACAUGCACAUUGAGUACCUUGCUGCCGCCUCCUGGCCGCUGGACCCCGCCAAGAGAACCACCAGGGUGGAGGUGACGAUGGAGGGGAGCUAUGACAUCCUGCAUGACAUCAGCUGCACCCAGAGGAAACCCAUCACCAGCCCGUACCGCACAUCUGUCAUCCGGCGCUUCUGGAAUACACUGCAGAGCAUCAACCAGACUGAUCAGAUGUUGGUGCACCUCCAAUCGUUUAAUUCAAUACCUGAGAACUACAUGAUUCCGGAGAGCACCAAAAACGGAGUUCCCCUGUUCUACAUCCCCCCUGGCUCCACCACUCCGGUCCUGUCCUUGCAGCACAGUGGAUCCAAAGACUCCUCUCAGUCCCAGUUUGCCUCCUACUGGAAGCCAAUCCUCUCCAUGGAUGCCAACUUCUGGCAGAGAUGGCUGCACAUGCAUCGCAUUGCCAUCCUCCUCGAACAUGACAUGCCUGUCCCCAAACACCUGCACACAGCUGGAAAUAAUGGGCGUUACAGCACCAUCCAAUGUCGUAUCUCCCACUCUGCCCUCACAUCCCUGCUGAGGGACUGGAGCAGCUUUGUGCUGGUGGAGGGUUACUCGUAUGUCAAACUCAUAUACAGUGCGUCGGACCAGCCUCCCACGUCUUUCUACCUGGUUCGCCUCAUCUCCAAGACGCCCUGUAUGGUCCUGCGUCUGGGCUUCCCUAUCGGUACACCCGCUCAUGUCAGAAACAAGAUUGUUGACGAGCUGCGAGAUCAGAUCCUCAAACUUCGCUUCCCUCAUCGCGUUCAGAACAAAGAGGCGACCCCCAAGACCAAGAGGAAGAUUGUUGGUAAUCCGUCGCCGUCCAAGUCUCCUUCCCUCCCUGCUGCCAAACCGGCGCUGUCAGACAGGCCUUGCGUGGUGGUGCUCAACAAGCCUCUGGAGAAGCUUCUCAUAAGGUAUGAGAAGCUGCCGCUGGAUUUUAGGACUCCUUUCAUUUUCAACAUGGAGAACUUCCCUCAGCCCUCCAACAGCUCCAUGCCCCUUAGCGUGGCGGCCAACCGGAUGGCCUCCUCCAAUCUGGCCUCUCUGUCCCGGUACUUCCUGCACCAGCGCUGGGUGUUUGCCGUACAAAGCAGCCAUGGACCGGCUGUGGCCAUGCAGGCGGUGGCUCACAUCCUGUCCAUGCUCUCUGAGAUCCGCAUAUCAGAAGGCUUUCACUUUGCUUCCAGCGGAGAGGGCAUCGUUAACAUGGUGAUUGAGCUGCCAAUGAAGAGCGUGUCUGGGGAAACGGACAGAGAGAGCCACUCUUGUAUUGUUCAGUACAUCCUGUUUCCACCUCACUCAACAUCUACUAAGGACAGCUUCUCAACUGACGACGACAACGACACCGAGGUUGAGGCCGUAGACGUAGAUGCGGAGCUCAACCUUGUGACCGAGUGCUGGGUGGAGCCGCAGAGUGGCAUGGUGAAGAACUGCACGGACCACCAUCUCCACUUCCAGGGCCUCAAGUACCAGGACAUCCCACAGGCCAUCUUCCCGAGGGACCUGGCCUGCAUGUCCACCAUGAUGACCUUUGAGCAUUUGAGCCAACUGUGUCAGAAUAAGGACCAGGUGUGCUCCUUGCCAGCUGGACUCAAGGAUUUGAGAGGAGAAGCCUUUGCGUCUGAGGACAGCAUCCACAUGGUUCCCUUCCAGUUUGACCUCAUUCAGCUGCUCCCAAAGUGCCAGCAGGUUGAGAUCUUCUUCCUCUCAUUUGGCACAGCAGUGGAGCAUGAGCAGCAGCCUCACAGUUCUCCCUGUCUGCCCAACGAGCUCCUGCUGAGUCUCUUCCACAGCAGCCUGGAGCAGGAGCUCACCGACCGGGAGGUCCCAUUGACCGACGGUGACCACGCCGCCUUCAUGCACCACAUCUUAGAACGGGAGCGAGACGAGCAUGUCGCUCCCUUCUUCUUACCUGUUAUUAAAGAGGAGUGUGUGAAGCCUCCAGACAGGCAGGACACUAUGACGUCAUUCCACACCACUGGCAGCAGCAAAGAGGUGAUGGGGUCUACCAGCACUCUGCAGAGCUUCAGUAAUGCCGACCUCGUGGAUGAGGAGCUCUCGCCGGGGGAGAGGAGCUGCUCCACUCCACAGUGGAGGUGCUAUGCAAAGUACAUCAGCUCUCAGCAGAUCAUCCUCACUUUCCUCCCUGCUUCCCUCACAGACGUUCUGAUGCUGAUGGCGUCGAGGCUGGAGGUGAAGCCUCAGAGCAACGCCAGCGUGCGAGGGGACGAUACUCUGACUCCCUGCAACAAGUCCCAGGCUGACUCCCUGUCUGGCUCCACCAACGACCAGGGUGGACUCGCUGACUCCCUGAUACCAGGCUGGGACAGCAGGGUGUCGGAGACCGAGACUGGGACUCCCGGCUCAGAUGUGGGAGAAAAGGAUGGAGUCCAGUUCUCUGAACCACAGAAGUCAGAUUUACACAUCAACUUCAGCAGGCCAGUGUCCCAGCACAGCACCAGUGAAGGCAGCCAGUUAAGGUGUCCGGUCUACGUCUACAAUUGCUCCCUGGAGAACCUGAAGGAGCAGCUGGUUCACCCCAACUCGAACCGCCAGCCCAGAGACGUCUUCUUCAGAGCUCAAGAUGCUGAGUCGUGGGAGAUGUGUCAGCAGAUGAAGUUCAGGUCGCUGUCCCAGGACCGCAGCAGUCCGUCCCCUUGGAGCGAUCUGCUGGCUCAGCCCCACAAACACAAAGAGCUUGCCAACUACUGCAGCCUACUGCAAGAACACUACCACCAGAGCUACGUCAGGGGUGUGUACCGCAGCCUGCAGCAGUCCUACAGCAUCAGCUCACAGGACGUCCUGAUGGCCAUGGACUACUGCGAGGAGUCCCUGCAGGAGAUGGACGUCUCCUCCUUCCUGCAGACCGUCUGUGGACACACCAGGGUGUUCAGGGAGCACUGCGGCAAUGCAAAGCCUAUGAGGAGCCCCGCCAGCUUCAUCGUUGGAGGGGUGGAGGAGGAGCAACCAGAUGACAGGGCCACUUUGGCCUCCUCGUCCAGCAUUGACAUGGAGGAUGUCAGUGAACCUGAGUUCAGAGGGAAGUCCUCGGCUCCCACUUCUCCCCUGAUCCUGGAAGAGUCUAAGACGGCCUUGGUCCCAGAGUUCCCUCUGCUGCUGCUUCAAACACAACCCAAGUGUGAAGUGUACCCAGAUCUGCAUGGCAUCAUACAGGAUAAAUUCAUGGGGAUCAUGUCCCAGUAUUUCAAAACUGUGCCCUCCAACCCACACUACUUCUUCUACUGCCCACCUUCAUGCAAGAGAGAGGAGGACUCUGAGGACGGGGAGAGGAGGCCCAGUGAGGAGCUGCUGUCCGAGGCUGAGCCGGCUACUGAGGAUGAAAACCUGUCCGGCUCCUGCAUCAUGACGGAGAGCGACACCGAUUUGGUGGUUGAGUACGAGGAGAAUGCGGGUACCGAGAGCCAGGGGGAGGACGACCAGUCCCUGUCGGACUCCAACACGGUCAACCAGGACCAGGACUCCUUCAGCAUCCUGGAAGGGGACUGCCUGCUGGACCCCGAGGGGCCGGGACUGGACAUGCCGCCGCUGUUUGUUCACAUCACCUGCUCCGUGAACAUGAAAAGCUGCCACGGCUCCAUGCCCAUACAGACGCUCCCUACCUGCCUCGGUGAGGUCAUUUCCUGCCUGGAGAAUGCUGAGUCCCUGCAGUCUGUGGAUCUGAAUGAGCUCUUAGUAACACUGGAUAUUUUUGUCCUGACUCUGCCUCUGGAGAUUGAGGACAUGGCUGAUUUUCAUCAUAACCGGUACACCUCAGAGAGUAGUAUGUCCCUGAAUCGUUCACCAGGACAGCCCUCCUCCUAUCGCUCCGAUGAUGAGCUGAUGGCGGUGUUGGACGGUUUGAGGGGAGCCGGUGCUGACGGGGUGUCCACUGAUCCCUUAUCCAAACUCCCUCUUCCUCAUAAGUUAGGAAUUCUGGCCACAAUGGACGAGAUCCGCUGGCUUCUGGAGGACGAGAUCGUGUCUGCUCUGCGCCACUCUCGGGUCAUCAGCUCAGCCACGCUGCAGAAAGUGGCCGAGCACGUUUUGCAUUCCAGCGGGCGACCGCACUGUCUUUGUGAAGAUGUCCCGCUUCAGUUCGUCUUCGGGCCAGAGCAGUCUCUGGAGAAAUUCAGAGAGGAGUUCCGCCGGAUUUCUUUCUCAGGCUACGUGCUGAACAGAGAGCAAGACAGCUUCUACUACAUGUCUCUGAGCAGACAGCAUCCCCACAGGAUCCACACUUCCAAGAGGCUGUCUGAGGGCACCACAGACCCCCAGCAGCGCAGCCCCACAGCACCGAGGGACGACACGUUGCUGGGGAGUGAAGCCGAGGCUCAGGCAGACAGCGAGAGUGAAGACAGGAAGUCCCUCAGCGCUGCUGCUGACCCUCCCAGUGUGCCUGCAGCAGAGGCCUUGAAGCCCGAGGCAGAUCACGCGGAGUCUCAGAGCUCGCCGAUCAUGUCAGGGGACCGAGGUCACCCCUGUGCCCCCCAGCUGCACACAGAUCCUACUUUGCCCCCCAAAACGCCGUCCAGUGUCAGCCUGGCUGAGUCCAUGCAGUCGGCCUCUCACAGCUGUGGUAAACUCAGGCCUAGCCGUGUCCAGAGCUUGGUCUCCAGCCAGGGCAGCCUGGACUCAGACAUGCAGGGUUAUGAUGGCGGAAGCAGCGACUCUGAGUGUGAGAGCCCCACCCAGGAUGAACAGGAGUGUCAGUCGCCUCUGAUGCCCGACUUCUGGCUCAUAGUUAAGAUCCACCAGGACAGAGUGAAGGUCUACUCGCAUUCCAGGUGUUUCACAGCAGGCAAAGAUAUUGGUGCUGAGGAUCCGGAGAAGGAGGAGGAGCUGCCUGAACACUUCCACCUGCAUCAGAUGGUUGUCAGGAGAAUCGGAGAAAUCUGCAGAAUAGUCAACCAGCGCAUGCUGCUGCAGGAUCUACACGAUAGCCACGUGUGUAACUCUCUGCUGGUGGCUGAGAGCGAGGAGGACAUCUGGAAGAAUGAGUCUCUGUACAAGCCGCGGCUAAACACCUCCGACGACUACAGCUCGGAGGAGAGCUACCAGGCCAGAGACUACCUGGCUGCCACCAUGCAGUUCAUCCCUGGACAUUUUGCCUGCGACGUGAUGUGGAGCACAAUCAUCCACAUCCACCCCCGCCUGAAGAUGGGACCCAAUAUGGGAGUGUCAAGGGCGAUGCCGGCCCUGCGUUCCGUGCUCAACUCCUUCUGUGUGGUCAACAGGAAAAACAUGUUUGUCUACCAGGAGCGCACAACAAAAGCAGUCUACUACCUCAGACUUUGUGAAACAUCUCUAACAGAGAAAUACUCAGACGUGGAUGGUAACCCCCACAUGACUCGCUCUAUUGGGCUCGCUAGGAGUCAAGAGCCCUCUUUUUCUGAGGAACCUGUGGGCUCCCGUUCUUCCCUGGAUGGCUCUCGGCCAGUUGGACAAGUAGACAAACACAUCCUGCUGCUGGUGCAUGGAGUGGGAAACGCAGGUCCAGAGAUCACAGACGAGCUGGUGAAAGUGCUGCGGAAGCGCCUGGAUGAGACCACUUUGGACAUCAUCACUGUCAUGCUGGUCAGGAACUGCAAGCUGACGCCGGCCGACGUAGAGUUCAUCCAGCCUUCAGGAUCUCCCGCCACUGAGGUGAUGACCUUCAGCCUUCCCCGGUACUGCAUCCCCUGGCUUCCUGCUGUGGCUCACUACCUCCGGCAGAACCUUCUCAUCUUCCUGCAUGUACCCAAGUACACAGACAGCAACACGGCACACCACUUCAAGCACUACUUUCAUUUGAGCGGUUACUUAGCUGACGGUGAUAUCUACCUCUACAAUAAACCUGGAGGCCAGGGGACAGGAGGCAAAGGUAUCGCCUGCAUCGCCCUGUCAUUCGUGGAUGUCCAUGGUCGUCCCUUUCAGCUUCCGGUCCACGACUGUGCUUCAGAGAACUGCGCCACCUCCCUUCGACCAGACCAUUUUGAUGAACUAACCAGUGUGGGCAAAGUGGAGUCCAUGGACAUCAGCUCCGGUACAGAUCCACGGUUGUAUGUGCAGUUUGACAUUUGGGAGCAAGGAAAUAUCAGCCCCCUGCAGCUAAGCGAUAAACUGCAGGGGGCGCUGCGCCACGCUCUCUGCGAUGUCGUCAUGGAGCUCAGAGUCCUGCCGUGCCCUCUCUGCGUGGGGGCACUCUACACGGCGAGCAAAGCCCAGAGAGAAGAGGGCAAAGGUCUGGCGACUCCUCUUCCGGUGAAGGAAGUGAAGGACAGCCCCAGGCAGCGCAGCGGCUCGCGGGUCUUAAAGUCCAGCCCCUCUCCCAUCACCCUAACCCCAGCUGUAGGGAGCGUUCCCGUGACGGGGAUCAGCACCCCAGAGUCCACCACGCCCACCAGCAAGAGCACCCGCCGCAGCUUCUGGGACAUAUUGAGUAAGCCAGAUUCCUCAGAGCUCGGAAGCCCAAAGACUACUGACGACAUAGUGCAGGAAAAGGGAGAGGAGGGCCGCGUGACACGGCGGAGACACAAGACAGAGAGUGUGAAGCAGCAGUGGAGUCAAGACAAAGCCAUGACUGUGGAGCUGGAGCAGGCCCAGAGGAGGCAGGUGUCUCAGCUGGAGGAGGGAGACGCAGGAACUCUGCACCCUGUCUACCAGCUCACUUCCCAGCCCUGGAUCACUUUCAUGGCUAACCUAGGCUGCCCCUCCAUUCAGCAGUGUACGGCAGAAAUGGCUUCACAUUUCCUGCUGCCCUCCAUCUUGGUAGAGAUUGUUGGUCUAGUCAACUCUCUGGCCUGCGACACAACCGUGAAGGUCUUUGAAAAGACUGACUGCCCCACAUCUGGAGACAUGUUUGUUCCAUUCCCUCUCGCCCACAACCUCAGCCAGCCUCCAGACGCCACCAGGAGCUUCAUUCUCAUUGGCCGCAACUUCCAUCAGUGGCACUGCAGCACAGAGCAAGGAGAGAGUUCAGAAGAGGAAAACACCCCAGGGCUAAAUAGGUUCACACCUCAUAAGGGCUUCCAGCGUUUCGAGGCUCUGGAGCAGAGCGACUGCUUGAGCUCGAGCCAGGCCGGGGAGGGACACGCUCCCCGCCAGAGGUUCCUCCUCAUCAGCAUCCUGAACAGAAAGGUCACCCUGUAUAGCUACAACUGGUCUGUGGACCUGGGCGCCUCUCUGAAUCGGGAGCUGGUCCGCCUGGUCAAGUGGCAGAAUGCGAGGGCUCACGUUGUCCACUGCCUGCUCAACCAGAAGAUGGGGCUCUUCCACCACUACUGCUUCUCUGACGCGCCCGCUCACGAAAUGGACUCCAAGCAGGAUCCCAACCCAUUCCUGAGCCCCUCCAUAGAGCCGGAUGCAUUGCUUCGCAGUGCAGUCCCUCCCCUGCCCAGUAAAGAGCAGGGCAGACUGCUUAGUUCUGGCCGAACUCCGCUCCACUUCCCCUCCGAGCUGCUGCCCUUUGACGAGGCCCUGAGGGACGUGUGCACCAUCCGGCCCUUGAUGGAGGGGGACGUGGUGGCCCGACAUGGCAGCCAGCUCUUGGAGAUUAAAGUUGCUGAACGGAGAGAACUGGAGAAACAGAUGAAGAUAGAGAACCUGUUUGUGACGUGGCAGCAGAGGUCGGCUCAGUCCAACAUGCCCAUUUCAGGCGCAGAUUUGGAGACCCUGAAGCAGUCGUCCAGGCUAGUCCACUACUGUGCCACCCCUCUCCUCUUUGACCCCAUCUUCCGCAAGCAGAUCCAAGAGGAGCAGAUCGUUCAGCCUUCAUUGAAGAAACGCCAUCGCUCCAGUGACUCCACGGCGUCCGGUCGAGAUCGCAGCUACAGCAGCGACUCUGCUGACACGCUGCCCAGCCGCCUAAAAGAAGAGCCGUGGCUGCUGGACAUUUCUAGCACCUUCCUCCAGCAGUACGUUCAGUACCUGCAGAGCAUGGGCUUCAUCCUGGUGCAGGUCCGGCCUCAGUCUCCAGCUCGUAGCAUCGCCCGGGCUCGUGCUGCCAUGCUGAGCUCGAUGUCAUCGGAAGGGAGGAUGUCUUUUUCUUAUGUAAAGCAGAAGAGCGAGGACAGCCCUAAGAUUGCAGCAUCGGGCGCCACUGCGUACCACCUCCAAAGGGCGCUGCCAGGGGGCAUCGUGUUGAUGGAACUGGCUUUUAAGGGGUGUUACUUCUGUGUGAAGCAGUAUGCACUGGAGUGUUCCCGAAUUCCCAUGGGCCAGACCGUCAACUCCCAGGGCAGCCUCCUCACCAAACCUCGUUGCAAGCCGUUUCCAGAUGCCACCCCAGUAUCUGACUGUGCGCUCUCCAUGCUCUUCACGGAGGAGUGCGAUAAGGUGCGGGACCUAAUGCACGUCCACUCCUUCAGCUACGAUUUCCACCUGCGAGUGGUCCACCAAUACCUGGUAGGCUGCCACAUGACGCUGCGCCAGGGCUACCAACUCACCGACUUCCUGGACGACUUCAUCUCCCAUCACCCAGACAUUCCCAAGUUUGGCCGCAAUCACGUCUUCCAAGGAAGCUUCUCCAUCUCCACGGGGAUGAUAACAGCUCAUCAGCUCUACAACUACAUCACUGACCACGCCAGCACCUACGGCAUGAAGCCACUCCGCAUGUCCAAGGCUGUCGUCGCCACUGACAACAAGAAAGGGCCGCCUGACCUGCACGAGUAUGCACUAGUGGCUCUAUGGAACAGUUCGGGUUCAUACAAGGACCUGGAGGGCCUGCACCACCACGACGACUUUGACGUGUCCCUGGUGGUGUGCCACAAUGCUGCUCCCUUUGAGGAACAGUCAGAUGGAGAGAGGCAUCUGUUGAGGUUGCGGUUCUAUGUGAUCAUGACCAGUCAGCGGGAGCUCUUCCCCCGCCUCACGGCUGACAUGCGACGUUUCAAGAAGCUUUCUCAGAUCCACCGUGAUCCCGGUGAGCUGAGUGGCCGGCUCCCCCCCGAUCGGGCCGAAGCCUGCGGGGGGCGCGGCACCGAGCAGGACCUGUGGGAGGAGACGUCGCCCGAAGCGGCGGCCUCCUUGGCCCCGAGCGACGGCAAUGAGUUUUACCCUCUGGCGGAGGGCAGACAAGAGACCCAGGAGCUGCUCUACCCCUCCCCCCUGUUCCCACUGCUCAACAACGAGGUGGUGUUGGCCCGCAGACAGAUCCAGGCCAGCGUGGAGCAGGCCAUGGGCCAUUGCCGCAGGGACAACCUGUGGAGGAGGCUGUUCCACGGCGAGCACCUGGAUAAACUGAAGCUGACGAAGCUGUCCUUCAGCGAGCUGGAGGAGCUGCUGGAGGCUGUGCAGAGCCGCUCGGUGGGGGAGAUCGACCCCCAACUGGACUGUUUCCUGACCAUGAGCCCAGCCUGGUACCAGAGCCUGAUCAAAGUGCUGCUCAGCCGCUUCCCUCAGAGCUGCAGACACUUUGACGACAACGGCAUUCAGUACCUGGCUGUUCUGAACCAGAAGUUUACGGACUGCUUUGUUUUGGUCUUUCUGGACGCGCAGGCUGGAAAAACAAGCCUAAAGGUCGUGUUCCGGGAGCCGCUGCCGUCGCCGCAGCCGGCCGGCAGCAGCCCCCCCCCUCAGCUUGUUUCCAUGUACCACCACCUUGAAUCAGUCAUCAACACUGCAUGCUACAACCUCUGGACAGGACUGCUGUAGAGCAAUCCAGAGCUGGACUCACUUCCACAGGGUCUGGACCGGUGUAAUGAAACAGGAAGCAGCCAUUUUUGGACAAAGGUCAUUUGGGGCCCAGUAUGUUCUCCCAUCACUUCCAUCUGGCUACCAAGUAGCAGGAUUAAAAGGAGCAUCAGGCAGUACACAGGUGUUACCGUGGUUAUGUCAGUAGCAACAUAACAAGCCAGACCUUGGAUCAGAGAAAAUCUGAUUCAAACAAAAGGAUCCCAACUCGUGUGUAUAAAGCUCCAAUUAGCUUAUUCAGUAUCGGACUGAACCCUUUGGUAUCCUCAUUCCGGUGUGUGAGGAACUCCCCGUAUGUACUGUGUUUUUGCAGUGAAAUGAACGCUAGGGGUCCACAAGAUGGAACUAAAUUCAUGAAGGAGGUGUCAGUAUAUGUUUGCUUGGAUUUGAUUUGAUGUAAUCUGGCCAAAGAGCAUCUCCCUGUGUGCAUAUGAAGGACUCACCGUAAGCUAGGGGGAUAACCAAGGAACUUCUUAAACUUCAGAAAGAAAUGGAUUCACAUUUGUAAAAUAGACUAAAUCAAAACCCUUGAGUAGAAUUAGCAGAGCUGCUUCAUAAAGUUUGGUCAAGUUAACUAACACUACGCUUUCUAAUUAGACUAGAUACCCUCACACUGACCAUUAGCACACAAUCCACAUAGGCUUAGGUCCAUUGAUGGUCCCGUUCUGUCAGAAAUCGUCCCCCAAUCAGGGUUAAGAUUGGGUUUAAUCUUAAGAAAGCUAAGGCCACAGAGUGAAUUAAAGAAACAAUUAUUUUUAACCACUUUCAAGAAUUGAGAUGCAUCGUGCUUGUAGCAAGGAAUCGGGGCAGCACAUGAAAAUGUUACAAACUUCACUCAUUGUCUGGAUCAUGUGCCUUCUAAAAUCUCUCCAGCUCCUCAUGCCACAGCAGUAUUUCAUGCGAAUCAGAUGUCAGAGUGGAAGCGGCUUUGAUGUUCCACAAUCAAAAGUGUCAAACCCCCUCCCCCACUUAAAUGCCGCUGCCAUAUCUGGUGCCCUGAAGUGCCUUCCUCUUCUUUCUUUUAGCUCUGCAUAGAGGAUAUCUAUGAACACUCUCCUGUUGUUCAACGGGGAAAGUGCCUGAGUCGGUUUGCAGAAACGUGACAAAUGUUCAUAUUAACUUUGCUGAUCUACAUAAUUGCGUGCCACAUGUCAUCAGGGCCGAGUGCUUCCAAAGCCCAUGCAUGGGGGUGAGUUUAAGGCGGGGCUGGCUGGUAAUCACACCUCAUUUACAAGAGGGCACAAAGCCAGCCUGAUGGAGGAGUGUAAACACAAAGGCUUGGUUUGCAAAGUCCUCACAUUAUCAAUGAUGUUGGAUUCUACACAGGAAAACAAAUGUUUAAUCUCUGUUGUGGACGAGAAAUGUGAACAUGAGACUUUCGUCCGAAUGGUAAAAAUUGGAUAAUUCUCAGGCAAACUGAACAGUAAUGAGGUAUCCCCCCCACUGUCUGACUGUAUAAUGUAUAAUAUGUACAUACAGGAUGUGAAAUGAUGAAUAAAGCAGGAGGAGCACAUGGUA